GCUACAGGUAACCGAAAGCUGACAUUUCCUAUUUAUCGAUCAAACAGAUCAAACGAUUCGACUUCUUAUACAGUUAGUGAACAAUCAAACAGCAAUAAAGUGCAAAUAUCACCUGAAAAAAUGGAGGAAGAACCAGACAUGAACGUCAACCUUAAAAAAGGUGUCCUAAAUCCUGACCAUCCUCUCCUAGAAAAGUUCCAGCUAGCUCUAAAAGAGCAUCUGCUACUACAGAUAAAUCGUAUGAAAGAAGAAAUCUUCGAAAUCGAAUCUGAAACCAAGAUAAAAGAUGCUCAAAGAGAACAACUUGGAGUACAAACGUACGAAGCCCAACAAAUGGUAUGCAAUCAACAGAAAUCCCUCGAAACCAUCAUAUCGAAUCUUGAGACCGUAACAGCUGCAAAAGAACAAGUUCAAAACGAGUUAGAACUCGAAAGGAAGAACCACAAAGACCUUGUUGAGAAAUACCAUCAAUCUGAGAAGACUAACAGGGAACUACAAAAUGAAAUUGAGUCAGUUAAUCUCAUAAUACAACAGAUGACUCAGUGGGAAACCAAAAUAGAAUCUCACAUUUCCGUCAACAAACGUAUCGCAGAGAAGACCAGAAGAGACAAUAUGCUUGCGGCACGAGAGAACAAACAACAAGACAUGCUCAUAUACAAGCUGCUCGUCGAAAUAUGGAAGCUUGAAUCCGAGAUAGAAACCAUCAACACGCAGAUCAGAGUGAAAGAGAACGAAAUUGAGCACUUGGAACAAAACGUAGCGCUUGGUAACACCAAUGUUGAAGCUCUUCAGAGCGAAUACAGAUGCCUCAUGCAUUCCUGGAACUCUGUAGUUGUCGCUAUAGGUAACAGGGAUAAAGGACUAGAAUGCAUCAAUGAAGAAUUGACCAAGCUACGCGAGAGAUUCAAGAGUACGGUAUCCGAAACUGACCAAGUUAGGAAGCUGAUAAAAAAAGAAUUGAUGGAGAACGAACGAUAUACUAUGAUUAAAAGCAGAUUCGAGAUGGACAUCAAAAACUGCACUUUACAGACAGAGGAAGAAAUGAAGAAGAAAGCAGUGAUCGACAAAGAGAUGCUUGAACUGCAAGCUAUUUUGGAAGGAACAGAUAAGGAGAUAGAGGUAAUCCAAAACGAGAACCAGUUGAGAGAAAAUGCACUGAUUUCCUUGACAAAGGAAUUUGAUAGAAUCUCUGCGAAAAAAUUCGAGCUAGAAGAAGCUUUACUGAGAAAUUUGGAAAUGCAAGUGGUUAAUAAUAAAAUUUCUAAAAACCUCGCCAAGAUCUACAGUACUAUGCAGGUUAAGAAACGGGACGUGGAAGUUAUAAUGACAGAAGCAGAAAACAAAAGUAGCCUGAUAAAAUCAGAAACAGAGUCCCAGAAAUAUAAAAAUGACGAUAACAACCGUUUGCUCAAGGAAGUACUUGACCAACAAGCAGUUCUGGAAAAAGAGGCAGACGAAUUGCAAUCUGAGAAGGAUACUUACGAACUUUUGUUCAGAAAGAGAGAGAGAGAAGUUGAAGUUCUCAAUAGCAAAUUGGAAAAAGUGUCUACAAAACCUGAUAUUUCCACAUCCCCACAAGACUUUCAAAUACUUGAGUUGGAGAAGUAUAUUGAAGAAACUCAAACUAGUAUCAAAAACCUUCAGAUGUAUUGGUUGAGAGAGCAGAACAACAUCUUAGCCGUUUCUAAUGAGAGGCAAAAACAGAUCCAUGAAAUCAAUUUGCUCAAAAAACAAACCCUCAUCCUCGAGCAAAAAAAUCUGAAGAUAAACGAUGAAUUGGAAGCGUACAAAAAGAACGAAGAGAAAGUAUCUCACAACAUCAGCAAUCUCCAAAACAAAGGAGUAUCUCUGUGCGAAAAUCUAUUCAAGAAACGCAACAAAAAAAUCGAUCUAGACAGGAACAAUUCCUUACUUCAGACACAUUAUGAUUCCAAGCUGAAAGAGGCAGAGCUGCAUCUGCUGCAAAUUGAAGCUGAAAUAGCUGAAAUCGAGGAAGAUAAAGUAACCUUGAGCAGGGAACUGAUGGAUGCGAACAGAGAAGCCUUGGAAUGGGACAAGAAGCUACUGAUGGCCAGGGAGGCCUUAGGUCUCAUGAAAAAUGAAAGAAGUGCUGGCGGUGAAGUUGAUAAUAUGAAAUUAGAAAUACAUCGAAUGGAGGUGAUCUACGGCCAACUGAAAAAGGCUCAAGAGAAGUUGUUGAAAGACUUGGAAUAUUGUUUAUCAAGAAGGAAUUCUAUUUAUAUGACGUCAGAAGCAAGACAAAAAAGAAAUGGACCCAAGGAAGAUAGAACCAGAUUCAACUACCAGAGAAAAAUGGACAACCUUCGGAACAAAAUGAAGCAAAUGGACAACGAGAUCAAAGAAUUGAAAGUCAAGAAGAGAAAGUCGAUAGAUUCAGCAGAAGCUAAGGAACGCGAGAUAUACGAGUGCAAUCAAGAAGCUAACACCCUUCUAGAAUACUCCGAUGAUUUACUGGAUCAGCUAGAAACAACCAAAAGCAACAGACAAUUCAAUUUCGAGCUUUUAGUGAUGCAGCAAAAGAAGCACUCCAUGUAUCACUAUCUUUCCAUGGGAAGGAACACCUAUACUGUCUAUAAAACAGCAGAGCAGUUGACUUCAGAAUAUAGCAAGCAGAAGGAUAUGAACGGAAGACUUGCCAAGUUGGUGGAAAAUUUGAGGAGCGAUUUUCCGAAUUAUGAUCAUCCUUUGAACAGAAUCAAUAACACUUUGAAGAUCGCUGCGUUGACAAUGUAUACAUGAUUUUUUAAAGUACAUAUUAAAUUAAUGCAUUUUUCCAUAUAAAAUGUGGGUUUGUGAACGAGAUUUGAAUUUAGAGAUUUGC
Molecule: messenger RNA, 2842 nt
Organism: Phaedon cochleariae (mustard beetle)
Lineage: Eukaryota; Metazoa; Arthropoda; Insecta; Coleoptera; Chrysomelidae
Source: the annotation of a GenBank genome assembly